UUCUGCGUGGCGCAGCUCCUCCUCCAGAGGAAUUUGUUGAGGGCUCAUAAUUCUGUCCUGUCCGAUCCGUUAAUAUGCAAAGAGGCUUGAUACGAUUGUGUUCCAGUUUUAACACACUGAGCAUCGAAUUCACAGACGACCUAUUUACUAAGAUUCCCAGAUUUGAGGACAAAGUGGUCCUCAUGUAAAAUGUCUGUUGAGAGUUUGCUGUAUUCACACACAUAAUAAAGUGCUGCUCAGGCUCAGCUCUGGUCCUCGGCUCCAUCUGCAUGAAACACUGGCUGCCUGAGGAAAAUGCCUUCCUGUUGUGAUUCCGGUUUAGACAUCAGAGGAGCUGCAGUUAUUCUAACAAUGUCGGCUGGGUGGUGCGUUCAGGGCACCGGACAGUAAAUCUACACCGAGCAAAGCCAGAGUAUUAGUGGUAAAUCAGCCGAGGCUGAGCAGUAGGCAGACCUUUGUAUGGAGCUACAAAGUGUGAUCGAGGGUGUGUCGUUGCAAAACACGAGCCCUGAGGGAAAACGCUUUACUUCUGUGUCACAAUCCAACAGAACACGAGUUGCAUUCUCCCAAACAUCAUUGUUUCACUUCAAGCAGCCGCUUGUAAAAUACAUGAAAACGCUCCUCGGCUGCGAUGCGCUGGACCUCCAGCUGCAGCCCAUGAGGCUCGGUGCGGCGCUGGCACCAGCCCCGGGCCCGGGUCCGGGUCCCUCGGAGCCCAGUGGUCUCUGACGAGUGGGAGCAGUGUGGGAAAGAGGCUUUGAACUGGUUCUGCCCCACGCAGCGCGGCGCCGCGCCGCUUUCCAUACUGGGCGGGGUGCGCGCAGUCCGGCGCAGCGCAGCGCAGCGCAGCGCAGCGCCACCAGCCGCAGCCUCUGCGCCGGGCAACAUGGGUUUGGAGAAGGAGAAGUUGGACACGAGUAUAAUCAUGGACGAGGACGAGUUCAACAGGUCUAUAGAGCCCAUUUUGUCGAAGCAGGGGAAGGUGCGCGCGGCGGAGCCGGACCGAGAUCCAAACGACAUCAACUCGCACCUGAAGGUUGGUUUUGAAGACGUCAUCGCGGAGCCCGUCUCCACGCACAGCUUCGACACAGUGUGGGUGGGAAGCCACGCGGUGUUCGAGCUGGUCAAGUUCCUCUUCUACCGCCUGCUGACGACGCUGCUGGCGGUGCCCGCCGCCUUCAUCCUCGGGCUGCUGUUCGCGGUGCUCAGCUGCAUCCACAUCUGGCUGGUGAUGCCGUUGAUCCAGAGCUUCCUGAUGCUCCUGCCGUCGGUCCGGGUCGUGUGGCGGAGCCUGACCGACAUGUUUGUGGCGCCGCUGUUCCACAGCGUGGGGAAGGUCCUGUCGUCCGUUCACGUCCAGACGGCCGACGCCUGAGGAGGAGGGGGAGGAGGAGGAGGAGGAGGAGGAG
Messenger RNA from Betta splendens (Siamese fighting fish), 1409 nucleotides. RefSeq names its product caveolin 2 (gene cav2). The transcript is spliced from 3 exons. Bases 887 to 1375 code for a protein of 162 amino acids. Gene Ontology annotation, molecular function: protein kinase binding; molecular adaptor activity. The record is from RefSeq and is a predicted model, not a curated record. NCBI's taxonomy places the organism in Eukaryota, Metazoa, Chordata, Actinopteri, Anabantiformes, Osphronemidae. Gene Ontology annotation, biological process: insulin receptor signaling pathway; caveola assembly; negative regulation of endothelial cell proliferation. Gene Ontology annotation, cellular component: caveola; perinuclear region of cytoplasm; cytoplasmic vesicle.